UGUGCCCCUUAGUAAACAUGGCGGUAUGGGGUGGAAAACGAAGUGGGAAGUGGCGAAGCUAUGCUAAAAGUUAUUUUAUAAAUAUAUCAUAGGACAUACGACGUUCACUUGUGGUGUUAUUUGCUGCGUAAUUUCUUGUUAUUUUGGAUAGGAAAGUUAGGAUCUGUUUUAUCUCGUUAUAUGUAUAAUUUUUUUUUCUGUUUUAAAAGCCAUAAGUAUACGGAAGCAGUAGUUAUCGUAGACGGUCGUCUUCGGAAAUAUCAAGAUUAUAUCAAGAUGAACGCAGCGGUUACAGACAUUUUAAGCUCAGCUGCGGGACAGAUUUCCAAGGUCUUGAGAGAAUCUGGAACUGUGAAUGGCAGUGAUUCAUUACAGCAUUGUGAAGAUCAUCCUCAAAGCCCCAAAUUAUGCGAUAUGAAGUUGAUCGACGCAGAACUGGGUCUCUCGGAAGAACACUUUUCAUGCUCUGAGGAACAUUUUGGAUUUUGCACGAUAGAAGAAUUGGAGAUUGCCAUUGAGAACUGCAAAGAAAUGAUUCUCGAAUCUGAAGAAAACUCUGCAAAAAGAAAAAAGCUAGUUGUAAAGUUAGUUCAGCUGAGGUUGAAACUGCAAGAUAUAAAGGAUGCCGAUGUGCCGUCUGCUGAAGUAAGAGCUGUGAUGGGACACCACUUUGAAGCCCAUAAUUAUGAGCGUGCGCAGCAGUACUGCGAAAAAUGCUGUGGAAGCAUUUGGGGUGUAUUAUAUGGCUUCUACUGUUGUAAAGACUGUGGCUACAAGUGUCACUACAAGUGCCUCAACACAAUCACAAGGACAUGUGCCUACAGAAAAGUACUUGAAAAACCAGAGUACAUCCUUGAUAUUUGCCCUGAGCAAGGAUUGUCUGCUCAGAAUUACAGAUGUGUGGAAUGUCAAACAAGGAUAUUUCCUCGCUUUGUCGUUCUGGGCUGGACUGGCAGCGCUUUGACGUCCUACUCUCUUGGGUCCCUGAUAGAACAAGGACAGCCUCGUCGAUGUGAGUACACAGGGCGCUACUACUGCUCAAGUUGCCACUGGAACAGCAACAGCAUCAUCCCAGCACGAGUAGUGCAUAACUGGGACUUCUCACCCAGAAAGGUUUGCCGUGCAUCGCUACAGUUCUUAAGACUCAUGGUGAAGAAACCAAUCUUGGACCUAGAACAGCUAAAUCCAAUGCUAUUUUCCUUUGUGGAUGACUUAAAGCGUGUGAAGAAACUACGCAGUGACAUCCUGGUGAUGAAGUUGUACUUGACAUCAUGCCAUGCAGCUCAGGAUAGCAAGCUGCUACUGCUAUUGCACAAGCGACAGCAUUUUGUUGAGAACUGUCACAUGUAUUCACUUCAAGACCUAGUGGAUCUUCAUGAUGGCUCGCUCCUUACCUACAUCACUCAAGUCCAUCAUGUGUUCUUCAAACAUAUCACCAUUGAAUGUCAGGGGUGCCGUGGCAAAGGAUUCCUCUGCACCCUGUGCAAAAGUGACCAAGUCCUCUUUCCCAUGGAAGAAGAUACAGUUGCCUGCCCAGGCUGUUCCACCAUUUAUCACAAAACUUGCAGGGAGCAGAAGAAAGAUCCUUGUCAUCGCUGCCAACGACGGUCUCAGCAACUCCAGGCAAAACCUUGAGCAUUCUCAUCAUUUUAGCAUCCACUGUGAUCUGACAGCAUAUUUGUGUAUAGACAAAGUUUUUUGCAUGCAUUUUUAAUGUAAGGUAAGAGCUAUGCACGUAUUAUUAUUGUUGUUGUCAAACGAGAUGCAUGCAACAUGAAGUUUUAUUAAAUGCAGUCUACCCAUAUCAUUUGCCCUUCUUGAAUUUGCCACCUCCAGUUGCCCCCUUCUUCUUUUUUGAAGAUUUGUCUUUUUCUUCAUUCUAAACGUGUGAAAAUAAUACGUUUUACAAGAAGCACAAGAAUUUUCAGGUGUCACUGUGGAAAGAGCUUGUUACAUAUUAUGAUAGGCACAAUUGUUGCUCUUAGGUCUGCAGCAAAUGGCUAUGCAACUAUAGCAGUUAUGUACUGCCAGUGUACCAUACAUGUACAGUAAACACUAAAUAACAGGAAGGACUAGCUUGAGGACUAGUCUGCCAUGAACCUUAAUUUCAACCUGUGCCACUUAUAUUUAUAGAACACCAUUAAAAAAUUGGCACAGAACUUUGUUCAUACUUGACAAAUCCUCAUGUGUAGGGCACACUUGUGUGUCUAUGAAUGUCUGCCACUGAUCAAGGUUUGCACCAAUGCUAAUGCAAAUAAUGUUUGCAUCAAAAACACUUGCCAGCGACCACUGUUGGAACGACGGCGCAACGUUGUGCAACAGACAUUUAAAAAAAAUUGUCUAUUACACAUACGUAACUCAAAAUUCUUUAAAAUGGCUGUCCGACUGAACACACGCUAUGACUAGGGCCUGACUUUUUCGGGUUUUAUUUUUGGCCAAAUUCGGGGGGUAAAUAUCGGGUGAUAUUUUUCAUUUGAAAAUUCGGGUGUAUUCGGGUGAUUUUUUUUUUUUUUGUUUAAUAAAAAUUUGUCUUAACAUGGAACUAAUGUUUAGCAAUGUUAUCAAAGUUUAUUUUAAUGCACGCUUAUAAGUGUGCCACGCGACCCGGAUGUUUUCGGGUAGAUUCGGGUUAAACCCGAAUUUUACAGAUUUCGUUCGGGGGGUAAAUAUCGGGCAGAUACGGGUUUAACCCUAAAAAGUCAGGCCCUAGCUAUGAUUCUGUUAUGGUAGAUAGGAGAGAUAUGUUACAUAACACAAGCAUGGCCACUUGCGUGACACAAGUAUCCUUAGUGUUGCCAUUGCCACAUGUCAGUGAUUUGGUUACGGUGAUACACUCAUGGUGGAUUGAACACACAUUAAGCAGUGAUAUAUCGGGGGAAACCCUAUUUAUAAGACGGCAGCUGGCCUAUAUCGGGUGUUCCCAGAGCCAUACAGCUCUUGCACUUUGAAGCCAAGUGGGCUAAUAAAGCGUUUGCAACCAUU
This is a messenger RNA of Ornithodoros turicata, 2982 nucleotides long. RefSeq names its product differentially expressed in FDCP 8-like (gene DEF8). The transcript is spliced from 11 exons. The coding region runs from base 181 to 1635 and encodes 484 amino acids. Lineage: Eukaryota; Metazoa; Arthropoda; Arachnida; Ixodida; Argasidae. The record is from RefSeq and is a predicted model, not a curated record.